GCCACAUGCCUGAUGCCAGCACGGGCGAAGCUGCGCACCAAGGGAACAAGAAGGUCAACCAUUCUAACAGCGGCCGCAACGCCGCUGCGCACUACGCGCGCCGGUUCAACAUGGACCUCGCCAUCGAUGCUCUUGAUGAAGAAAUUCCGUGGGAGGUCACCAGAUUCGACCGCAGGUUGAAGAAGUAUAUAGUGGAGACCGUCAUGGCUGGUUCCGGCUGCUCUGCGGUGCUGCGGUCGUUGGGUGAUGAUCUGCCGAGGGGGUUGUCUUGCGCCCCGACGGACGCUCGUGCUGCUGGCACCCCAACGGCUGCUCAACGUGCUGCUAAGUUCCCCGGCGCUGCAACCUGGACAAGCGUGCUGUGGGAGGCCGGGUCGCCUAGGGGCAACGACGCCGGCGGAGGCGGGUGGGAGUCCCGCAUUUCCACGGGCCUCUUCGUCCCGAUGAAAAGACGUUGAUCGGGGCGUACAACUCAUACUUCAGCUGC
Ectocarpus sp. CCAP 1310/34 is the source of this 487-nucleotide messenger RNA. NCBI's taxonomy places the organism in Eukaryota, Phaeophyceae, Ectocarpales, Ectocarpaceae. The record is from the annotation of a GenBank genome assembly.